UAAAAAUAAGAAAAAUUUGGAAGAGUUACAAAUCUAUCUGAAAUUUGUUCUGGAUAGCAUCAACAAUUUAUCUCAGACAUCUAUUAAUAUAUUCGAAAAGAUGGAGAAGGAUACGGACAAUAUUAGUUGCGAAUUAGAUACCUUUCCAGAGAGUUACUACGAUGAAUUAGCAGAACUUAUCCAUAUAAAUCAAGGAUUAUUAAAAGUAAUAAAUAUACCGCAUGGAAAUGUAGACCUUAUUUGUGCAAUUGCGCGGAAACAUUUUUUACAAGGGAAAAUGACGAAUAGUAGAGGUGAUUACAUUUUAAUUUUGCUACCACCAGACAUCGCAGAGGAUCAUCUCGAUAAACUUAUCGACGUAUUCGAAGAUCAUGAUUUUCCUGUCAUAGCAACUACUUUAUGUGGAAAAUGGGCUGGAGUAGGAAUUGAAUAG
Messenger RNA from Pogonomyrmex barbatus (red harvester ant), 433 nucleotides. RefSeq names its product mevalonate kinase-like. Gene Ontology annotation, biological process: isopentenyl diphosphate biosynthetic process, mevalonate pathway; cholesterol biosynthetic process; isoprenoid biosynthetic process. The record is from RefSeq and is a predicted model, not a curated record. Gene Ontology annotation, molecular function: mevalonate kinase activity; ATP binding. Gene Ontology annotation, cellular component: cytosol; cytoplasm. Lineage: Eukaryota; Metazoa; Arthropoda; Insecta; Hymenoptera; Formicidae.